AUGGCGAGAGGGCCUCUCGCUCGUCAUCUAUGGAUCUCUGUGUGUAUUAUUAUGCUCCUUGUCCAUCAGGUCAAUUGUUUUUACCUCCCUGGUGUUGCACCUCAAGAUUUCCAGAAGGGAGACCUGCUAACGGUGAAAGUGAACAAGUUGACUUCCACAAAAACACAGCUUCCUUAUUCCUACUAUUCGCUGCCUUAUUGUCGCCCAGAUCACAUUGUUGACAGUGCAGAGAAUCUCGGAGAAGUUCUUCGGGGUGAUCGCAUUGAAAACUCACCCUAUGCGUUUAAAAUGAGAGAGCCACAGAUGUGCAGUGUUGUUUGUCGUCUAACUCUUAAUGCAAAAACAGCCAAAAAGUUCAAGGAAAAGAUAGAUGAUGAAUAUCGUGUGAAUAUGAUUCUGGAUAAUCUUCCUUUAGUUGUUCCUCUACGAAGGCCUGGUCAGGAUGAAUCAUCCAAAGGGUAUCUGCAUGGAUUUCUUGUUGGCCUUAAAGGACAGUAUGCUGGGAUGAAGGAGGAAAAAUAUUUCAUCCACAACCACUUAUCGUUUGUAGUCAAAUAUCAUAGAGAUCCGUUGACUGAAUUGUCAAGGAUUGUAGGCUUUGAGGUUAAACCUUUCAGUGUAAAGCAUCAGUAUGAAGGUGAAUGGAAUGAGAAUAUCCGCUUAACUACUUGUGAUCCGCAUGCAAAAAAGGCAGUCACCAAUUCUGAAACUCCUCAAGAGGUUGAAGACAAGAAGGAAAUUAUUCUAACGUAUGAUGUUGAAUUCCAGGAGAGUGAUAUAAAGUGGGCAUCUCGCUGGGAUACCUAUCUCCUAAUGGCCGAUGAUCAGAUUCACUGGUUUUCCAUUAUUAAUUCUUUGCUGAUUGUUAUUUUCUUGUCGGGCAUGGUGGCUAUGAUAAUGUUGCGGACACUUUACCGCGAUAUCUCUACCUAUAACCAAUUAGAGAUACAAGAUGAAGCUCAAGAAGAGACAGGAUGGAAGCUUGUCCACGGGGAUGUUUUCAGGCCUCCAUCUUACUCUGACAUACUGUGUGUAUAUGUUGGAACAGGUGUUCAGUGUUUUGGUAUGGUUCUUGUCACUAUGAUUUUCGCUGCCCUUGGAUUUCUCUCGCCAUCAAAUAGAGGAGGCUUGAUGACGGCCAUGCUCUUGCUCUGGGUCUCCAUGGGAUCAUUCGCCGGAUACUCAUCAGCGCGUUUCUAUAAGUUGUUCAAGGGAACAGAUUGGAAAAAGAUAAGUCUGAAAACAGCCUUCAUGUUCCCUGCUAUAAUCUUCGUAAUAUUCUUUGUGCUAAAUGCUCUUAUUUGGGGAGAAAAGUCUUCUGGGGCUGUCCCUUUUGGAACAAUGUCUGCUCUGGUCUUUUUAUGGUUUGGCAUCUCAGUUCCACUUGUCUUCAUUGGUGGUUAUAUGGGUUUUAGAAAGCCAGUUUCUGAGGAUCCAGUAAAGACAAACAAGAUUCCUAGGCAGAUCCCAGCUCAGACCUGGUACAUGAACCCUGUGUUGUCUAUUCUUGUAGGAGGCAUACUCCCAUUUGGUGCUGUCUUCAUAGAGCUAUUCUUCAUUCUCACAUCAAUUUGGUCACAUCAAUUUUACUAUAUAUUUGGUUUCCUCUUCAUUGUGUUCCUCAUACUACUGGUCAGCUGUGCUGAGAUAACAGUAGUUCUCUGCUACUUCCAGUUGUGUAGUGAGGACUAUCACUGGUGGUGGAGGUCUUAUCUGACUUCAGGUUCAUCAGCUCUUUACCUUUUCCUUUAUGCUGCUUUUUACUUCUUCACAAAGCUUGAGAUCACAAAACCCGUUUCUGGGCUUCUGUACUUUGCAUAUAUGCUGAUUCUUUCAUAUGCUUUCUUUGUCUUGACCGGUACAAUUGGGUUCUAUGCAUGUUACUAUUUCAUAAAGCUCAUCUAUUCAUCAGUCAAAGUUGACUAGUUCUCGCCAUGCGAAGGCAAUGGCGGGAUGGUCAAAUCACCUUUUGAAGAGUUAAUGUCUUGUUUGUUUGGAAUGGAGAGCUGUGGCUCUCCAUUGGUUCCAAUCUUAAGCUUUGACGGAAAUUCUUGUUAGUCUCUUCGGUAUAGU
Molecule: messenger RNA, 2073 nt
Organism: Neltuma alba
Lineage: Eukaryota; Viridiplantae; Streptophyta; Magnoliopsida; Fabales; Fabaceae
Product: transmembrane 9 superfamily member 10-like
Exons: 7
Coding region: 1-1926 (641 amino acids)
Biological process (GO): protein localization to membrane
Cellular component (GO): membrane
Source: RefSeq, a predicted model, not a curated record